Cyprinodon tularosa is the source of this 4459-nucleotide messenger RNA. RefSeq names its product zinc finger protein 287-like. The transcript has 6 exons. Lineage: Eukaryota; Metazoa; Chordata; Actinopteri; Cyprinodontiformes; Cyprinodontidae. Gene Ontology annotation, biological process: regulation of transcription by RNA polymerase II. Gene Ontology annotation, molecular function: RNA polymerase II cis-regulatory region sequence-specific DNA binding; DNA-binding transcription factor activity. Bases 1 to 3627 code for a protein of 1208 amino acids. The record is from RefSeq and is a predicted model, not a curated record.
AUGGCGGCAGCGCUGACGCAUCCGUUCGCCCUAAGGUCCCCCGGAAGUAGCGCUGAGCAGUUGUUAGCAGCUAGCUUGCUUUGUGGACCGUCCGGUCGGAUCUCAGGCCAGUUUGGAUCAGCAGCUGCAGGAAUGGGUUCAGUUCUUCCUCUCAGAGACUUUAUCAGGCAGAGACUGGAUGCUGCUGCGGAGGAGAUCUUCUCCGAGGUGGAGAAAACCAUCAUCCGCCUGGAGGAGGAGCUGGCCGCCCAGAGCAAGCUGCUAGCUGUGUGCCUGAAGCCGCAGGUCAGGCUGCAGAGGCUCGGACUUCCUCCCAGACGAGUUUAUAAGGAAGAGGUUCUGACCGACUACAGGAGUCUCUGUGUUCAGGACAAGGUGGAACCAGAACCUCCACGCAUUAAAGAGGAGGAAGUGGAGCUGUAUCCCCCUGAGUUCACACAGAACCUCACAGAACUAGAACCUCCAUGCAUCAAAGAGGAGGAAGUGGAGCUGUAUCCCCCUGAGUUCACACAGAACCUCACAGAACCAGAACCUCCACAGACCGAAGAGGCUCAGCAGCAGCCAGAACCUUUGCAGGGAGAAGAAGCUUUGGAUGAUCCAGAAUCUCCUCGGAAUGGAGAUGAACAGUGUGGACCAGAACCGCUGCAAAUGGACCAGACCCUGGUGGAGCCAGACAGUCCACAGAUCAUAGAUGACCUGGACGAGUUAGGACCUUUUCACAUCGAAGAGGCCCUGUCAGAACCAGGAUGUCCACAGAUUAUAGACGACUUGGGUGAGUUGGAGUACCUGGAUACCAAGGAGGACCUGGAGGAACCAGAACUCCUGGAAUCAGAAGAUGAUCCGGAAUCAGAAGACCCAGAAUCUCCGCAGAAUAAAUCCAGAAAAUUGGAGUUCUGGACCCGACAUGACGAUGAGAGUCCACUGCUUAGGAAGGAGUUUGAUACCUUUGUGCCGCGACAUAGAGAGUUCAAUAGUGCAGAACCAUUGGGGAGUUCUGAAGACGACCCGGCAAACGUCCAAAUACCAGAACAGAACCGUGUUUAUCAGGAAGACGUUCCAACUGAGCCCGAAAGGUUCCUCAGUGUGGAUUCAAAGAAACCAGGGUUUCUGCAGAUUAAAGAGGAGCAGGAAGAAGUGGGCUCCAGUCUCGCUGGACAGAGACCAGAGACAGACUUUUUCAUGGUGACCGUUAACUAUGAUGAAGAGGAGCAGAGUAAAUCAGAACCAAGCAGUUCCCAGCAGUCGGAAGACUCAAAUGAACCCAAACCCUUUGUUUGUAAGACUUGUGGCAAAAAGUUCUCCAACAUGUUGCUGCUGCAAGACCACCGAGUCACGCACCAGAACGAGAAGCCUUACUCCUGUGAGCUGUGUACGCGGCGCUUCGCCCGGCAGGACAGUGCCUUCCGCCAUAUGAUUACGCACACCGGUGAGAAGCCCUUCUCCUGUAAGAUCUGCGGGGAAAAGUUCGGCUUGAACAGUCACCUGGUGCGCCACCUGAGGCGGCACACGGGGGAGAAGCCUUUCUCCUGCCACAUCUGUCACAAGCGCUUUAGACAGAGCAACACCUUGACCUGUCACGUCAGAACUCACACAGGGGAAAAGCCCUACCCCUGCAGCGUGUGUGGGAAGGGCUUCAUCAGGAGGAGCUGUAUGAACAUCCACAUGAGGAUUCACACAGGAGAGAAGCCGUUUACCUGCAAAGUGUGUCACAAAACCUUCAGUCGAGGGACAGGGCUGAGCUUCCACAUGAAGACGCACACGGGGGAGAAGCCGUAUUCCUGCAAACUGUGUGGGAAAACCUUCAGACAACCAAGCCACCUGCGGUGCCACAAGAAGCGCUGCCAAAGGGUCUGCAUCCGUCCGGAAGUUGUCGCCCUAAGGUCCCCCGGAAGUAGCGCUGAGCAGUUGUUAGCAGCUAGCUUGCUUUGUGGACCGUCCGGUCGGAUCUCAGGCCAGUUUGGAUCAGCAGCUGCAGGAAUGGGUUCAGUUCUUCCUCUCAGAGACUUUAUCAGGCAGAGACUGGAUGCUGCUGCGGAGGAGAUCUUCUCCGAGGUGGAGAAAACCAUCAUCCGCCUGGAGGAGGAGCUGGCCGCCCAGAGCAAGCUGCUAGCUGUGUGCCUGAAGCCGCAGGUCAGGCUGCAGAGGCUCGGACUUCCUCCCAGAUGGGUUUAUAAGGAAGAGGUUCUGACCAACUAUGGGAGUCUCUGUGUUCAGGACAAGGUGGAACCAGAACCUCCACGCAUUAAAGAGGAGGAAGUGGAGCUGUAUCCCCCUGAGUUCACACAGAACUUCACAGAACCAGAACCUCCACAGACUGAAGAGGCUCAGCCGCAGCCAGAACCUUUGAAGGGAGAAGGAGCUUUGGAUGAUUCAGAAUCUCCUCAGAAUGGAGAUGAACAGUUUGGACCAGAACCUCUGCAAAUGGACCAGACCCUGGCGGAGCCAGACAGUCCGCAGAUCAUAGACGACCUGGACGAGUUAGGACCUUUUGACAUCGAAGAGGCCCUGUCAGAACCAGGAUGUCCACAGAUUAUAGACGACUUGGGCGAGUUGGAGUACCUGGACACCGAGGAGGACCUGGAGGAACCAGAAGUCCUGGAACCAGAAGAUGACCCGGAGUCAGAAGACCCAGAAUCUCCCCAGAAUAAAUCCAGAAAAGUGGAGUUCUGGACCCGACAUGACGAUGAGGGUCUGCUGCUUAGGAAGGAGUUUGAUACCUUUGUGCCGCGACAUAGAAAGUCCACUAGCGCAGGACCAUCGGGGAGUUCUGAAAACGACCCGGCAAACGUCCAAAUACCAGAACAGAACCAUGUUUAUCGGGAAGACGUUCCAACUGAGCCCGAAAAGAUCCUCAGUGUGGAUUCAAAGAAACCAGGGUUUCUGCAGAUUAAAGAGGAGCAGGAAGAAGUGGGCUCCAGUCUCGCUGGACAGAGACCAGAGACAGACUUCUUCAUGGUGACCGUUAACUAUGAUGAAGGGGAGCAGAGUGAACCAGAACCAAGCAGUUCGCAGCAGUCCGAAGACUCGAAUGAACCCAAACCCUUUGUUUGUAAGACUUGUGGCAAAAAGUUCCCCAACAUGUUGCUGCUGCACGACCACCGAGACACGCACCAGAACGAGAAGCCUUACUCCUGUGAGCUGUGUACGCGGCGCUUUGCCCGGCGGGACAGUGCCUUCCGCCAUAUGAUUACGCACACCGGUGAGAAGCCCUUCUCCUGUAAGAUCUGCGGGGAAAAGUUCGGCUUGAACAGUCACCUGCUGCGCCACCUGAGGCGGCACACGGGGGAGAAGCCUUUCUCCUGCCAUAUCUGUCACAAGCGCUUCAGCCAGAGCAACACCCUGACCUGUCACGUCAGAACUCACACAGGGGAAAAGCCCUACCCCUGCAGAGUGUGCGGGAAGGGCUUCGUCAGGAGGAGCGCUAUGAACAUCCACAUGAGGAUUCACACAGGAGAGAAGCCGUUUACCUGCAAAGUGUGUCACAAAACCUUCAGUCGAGGGACGGGGCUGAGCUACCACAUGAGGACACACACGGGGGAGAAGCCGUAUUCCUGCAAACUGUGUGGGAGAACCUUCAGACAAUCCAGCCACUUGCUGUGCCACAAGAAGCAUUCCCACAGGGUCUGACCCGCAGAGUGAAAACAUCUGGUUUUCUGAUCCUGUGCUGAAUGAGUUAAACUAAACUGAACCUUCAGGCGGUUCUUCUGGGCCCAUUGAUACCAGGAGAACAUUGGACACUUCGUUAACCUACUGCAGGUGGCCCUUCUAUUGGUAGCAACAGCAUUAGCGUAUUUAAUGUCACCUCAUGUAUGCUGAUGUUCGAAGGACAGUAACACACAGUGGGACAUAUGGAAAGUCUGUUUAUCAUAUAGUGAUGUAGGAUCUACUUUGUUUUCCUUACUCAGAUGACGUCUACUCUACUUGUGAUGAACAUCCAACAAACUUUAACAUCGGUCUUCCAAUAAGAGAUGACUUCACGUUCAUUAAUUUCCUGCUGUUGUUUUUUUUAUACUUUCAACUCCAAUUAUCCACUAAAUCUCUUAAAAGUAUGAAGGAAUGUUAUUUAUUAGAAAAAUUUGUGGAUUUCCUAAACGCAGAGUGGAAUUUAAUUUAGAUUCCCUCCAUCCAUUUUCCGUCAUGAUUAUAACUGCUGGGGUCAUGAGGGGUGCUGAUGCCUAUCUCCAAUUCUUAAUGGGUGAGAGGCGGGGUACACCCUGGACAGGUCGCCAGUCAUACAGCGCCAAUUCAAAAGACAACAUUUACAGCACCUUACAGGGACAAUUCAACCAGAACCAGUCAGAUUAAAAACGUCUCUAUCUGAAGAAAAACAGUUAAAUCAAUAACUUUUGAGGAUUUCCUCCUCCUGGAUGAGGAUUUGGGGACCACAGACGUUACUUGCAUUGUACCAUUUACUGUACAGCAAUCCUUUACACAGACGAUGCAUGCAGGGACAGUGGAG